Hyalella azteca is the source of this 1088-nucleotide messenger RNA. RefSeq names its product cytochrome c1. The transcript is spliced from 3 exons. Lineage: Eukaryota; Metazoa; Arthropoda; Malacostraca; Amphipoda; Hyalellidae. The coding region runs from base 80 to 1027 and encodes 315 amino acids. The record is from RefSeq and is a predicted model, not a curated record.
GGCUGGGGAAGAGGUGUGGCUAUAAGCGCAACCUGCUCCACUCGGCCAACAGAGGUCGCUGUGCGGUCAACGAGGAAACAUGGCUCGUCAAGCAUUGUCGAUUGUUGCUUUUGCAUUGCUGGUUGCGCUAGCCGUGGCAUUGCCCCACAAGCUCGGCACCCAGCACGACCACCCCGAGGAAUCAAAUGCAAGUGGAACUUCAAGCUCAAGUGAUGCGAAGUUCCAUCAUGAACCUGGCCACAUAGGAACUGGCGAGGAACCAGAGACUCCGACUGACGGACAGCAAGAGAAAGCUACUGAAGGCUCGAAACAUGAAAAAGAGGCUGAAGAUUUAGUCGCCAGUAAGCCCAAAACUGCUCCCCAGGUUGCGGCGGAUCAAGGCAGCGUUGCCAAGAAAAACAGUGAAGCUACGAAAAAGUUAGCUGCUGAACAAAGAGCUGGAGUUGCUGCUGAACAAGAAGGCACUGAACAUGAGGCGGCUGAACAAGAGGCGGCUGAACAAGAGGCGGUUGAACAAGAGGUUGCUGAGCCAGAGGCUGCUGAACAAGCAGGAGCUGAGCAAGAGGCUGCAGAGCCAGAGGCUGCUGAACAAGCCGGAGCUGAACAAGAGGCUGCUGAACAGGAAGCGAAUCAACAUGGCGCUGAGAGUCAAAACUCUUUCGCCUUCCUUCCUUCUAACGUUGGCGUCGCCCACCUCGAUGCUCUCGCUGCCCAGCAUUCUACUCUCCUCACCCUCACUGAGGCUGACAUCGACGACUUCUUGAGGAACCAGGAAUCUGUCAACACUUUGACUUCUUGCUUCCAGAACCCUGUUCAGUGCCAGUCCGCUCCUGCGCUCGCCUUACUCAACGGCAUCCACCAGGCAGAGACUCAGGGCGCUUGCGGCUCCUGCACCCCCGAGCAGAGCGCCCACAUGGACGGUCUUCUGUACAGGCUCGUCGAGGGACUCUCCACGCGCUACCCUCAGCAGUGGCAGAUCAUCCUCCCCAGAGUUCUGCACAUCGUCAGCAGACUUCAACGAUUUUAAUGGAGACCUUUUCAACAAAAAUAUUUUUGUAUCCGAAAUUCAAUACACUGUUUUAAAUGAA